AAUCACACGCCGUGUAUAACCAAUUAGUGGCACUGGCAGUGGCAGGUGGCAGGUGGCAGCAAAUGGCGACUCUCCAAAUUCAAUUACCCGCCAUGUGAUCCAUGAAAAUUGCUGACAUUAGAGCACAGAAACGGUGCACUUUUAAAACUCCAGUCAUUUGACAGUCAUUAAAAGUCGAACUCUGAGCAGGCCUUGAUUUCAAAGUUCCUUUUCCAACAAAUAAUAAAAAAAAACACAAUGUUCUAGUCGAGUGCAGGAAAAUAAUUAUAAAUAUAUCAAAGUUAAAAGAGCACCCGAAACCCGCUUGAUCUCCCCGCCGAUGCCACAAACUGGAUAUGUGGCGACCAGCUAAUUAUAGACGCUAAUAGUAUUCCAGAAGAUUCUGCCUCAAGUUCCGGUUCGAGUUGCCUAGUUGCCAAUUGCAGAAUCCGAAUCGGAACAAAACUAAAACCCGCAACAACCAGCCACAAUGACUACGUACAUGAAGAUAUUCGAGGAGCGCAUCUCCGGCCUGGCUAAGGGCGUGGAUGAGACUGUGGACAGCUGGUUCCUGAUGAGUUCGCCAGCGCCUGUGGUUGGUGUUGUUUUGCUCUACCUGGCAUUUGUUCUGAAGAUCGGACCCGAGUUCAUGAAGAACCGCAAGCCCAUGGAUCUGAAGCGUAUCAUGGUGUUCUACAACGCCUUCCAGGUGUGCUACUCCAUUUGGAUGUGUCGCACGUCCAUCCAGGAGAGCAAUGUGAUAUCCUCGAUCUUCUCGAAGAAGUGCGAAAUCAAUCGCACACGUGAGCAGAAUCUAACUUUGUACUCGGGCGCCUGGUUCUACUUCUUCUCGAAGAUCAUCGACCUGCUGGACACGACGUUCUUUGUGCUGCGCAAGAAGAACAACCAGGUGUCGUUCCUGCAUGUCUACCACCACACCAUCACCGUCCUCUUCUCCUGGGGCUAUCUGAAGUACGCGCCCGGCGAGCAGGGCGUCAUCAUUGGCAUCCUCAACUCGGGCGUGCACAUCAUGAUGUACUUCUACUACAUGGUGGCGGCCAUGGGACCCCAGUACCAGAAGUACCUCUGGUGGAAGAAGUACAUGACAAGCAUCCAGCUGAUCCAGUUCGUCCUGAUCCUCGGCUACAUGUUGGCCGUCGGCGCCAAGGGCUGCAACAUGCCCAAGACACUCACCUUCUUCUUCGUGGGCAACACCGUCAUCUUCCUAUAUCUGUUCGGCAACUUCUACCGCAAGACCUACAAGAAAAACAAGGGCAUCGAUGGCAGCUCUCGGACCGGCAGCAGUCUGGCCCAAUCAGCACUCCGAGCCGCCGGCGGCAUGGGCUGCAUGCCCAGGCAGAGCCUCAACCCGAGCCAGAUUCAGAGUCAGAGCCAGAUCCAGAGCCAGGGACAGCCGGCCAAGCCAUAUAUCGAUCUGAACAACAACAGCGUGAAGCCGCAGAAGCUGGAAUGAACGCGAGCCCUGGUUUGGUUGGGUUUCAGUGUAGAAAUAAUUGUUUUGUAGAGCGGGGCUUUAGUCUAGUUUGUAGUGUAUCUCUUAAUCUCUAUGUCUACGCAUCUGUAGCAGGUAUCAGGCACAACGUACCAUCUAUGAUGUAUGAUGUAUGUAUAAUGUUUAUGCCGAAGCAGCCGAAGAUUACAACCCAAAAAAUAGCUAGGAUCGUAAGAGUGUGCCUGAUUGUGGUCUGACAGUCUGACUGAGUAUGUGUUAAUGUUUUCCCAGAGUUUGAGUUUGAGUUUGAGUUUGAUUUUGAGUUUCAGUGUGCGAGUGUGCGUGCGAGUGUGUGAUAGAGUUCUUAUUAAUGAAAUGCAGCCGUUAAUCGUUUCUCGAAUUGUCAUCUCGGAAACAAGAAACAAGAAAAAUUGAAUAAAACUUUGAUUUUUUAUCUUUAA
Drosophila obscura is the source of this 1893-nucleotide messenger RNA. It is a transcript of the gene bond, whose product is annotated as elongation of very long chain fatty acids protein 7. Gene Ontology annotation, molecular function: fatty acid elongase activity. The transcript has 4 exons. Gene Ontology annotation, biological process: very long-chain fatty acid biosynthetic process; fatty acid elongation, polyunsaturated fatty acid; sphingolipid biosynthetic process. NCBI's taxonomy places the organism in Eukaryota, Metazoa, Arthropoda, Insecta, Diptera, Drosophilidae. The record is from RefSeq and is a predicted model, not a curated record. The coding region runs from base 470 to 1453 and encodes 327 amino acids. Gene Ontology annotation, cellular component: endoplasmic reticulum membrane.